Molecule: messenger RNA, 528 nt
Organism: Insectozyma verbasci
Lineage: Eukaryota; Fungi; Ascomycota; Pichiomycetes; Serinales; Debaryomycetaceae
Source: the annotation of a GenBank genome assembly
AUGACUACGAAUCACAGACCAACAUUAGAAAGUAAAAGAGGUAAACGUAUAACUAUCAAAGAUAGUAUAUCUCAUUCAAGAAAUCAACCACAGCAAAAAUCAUUAAAAUAUAGAAAUGAUAUACCAAUCCCAAAUGAUAUAUUAUCAAAUGCAGUUAAACAAUUAAAAGAAGAAGAAGAAGAAGUAGAAGAACCAGAAAAGAAGAAGAUAAAACUAGAAGAAACAAAAGAAGAAGUAAAAGAGGAGAGUGAAUGUGAGAGUGAGAGUGAAAGUGAUUCAGAAGAUGAUGAAACUGCCGAAUUAUUAGCUGAAAUUGAAAAAAUACGGAAUGAAAAGAAACAAGAAGAAGACAAGAUUAAGUCAAAUAAUCCAUUAGUUAAAAUAGAUAAUAAACAACUACAGAAGAAGAGUUGGAGAUCAUCUACUUUUAGAGAAAAGAAACAACCACUGAAUGAAUCACCGAAAUUUACUAAUGAUACCUUGAAAUCAGAUUAUCAUCAAAAACUAUUAUCAAAAGUCUUUAAAUAG